AUGAAGGCACAAGAAUGGCAAUAUGAAGGUCUCCCUAUAGAACUACCAGUUAAAUGGUCGAAGGAGCCAGAACCUAAAGCAGCUUCCUUGGAUCCUAUCGACCGUCGCUAUAGACGAAUCUACAAUGCAGACGAGGUGGCUGCAAUUGAAGACUUUCCAUUUCUUGCUGCACUGCUGGUUAACAAACAGCUGUGGUGUGGCGCUGUUGUCAUUGACACAGACCGCGUGCUUACCGCAGCACAUUGUUUGCAGUUACAAUACAACAACCGCUUCUUCCGCGAAUAUGUCAAGAUGUUGUCCAUCAGAGUCGGUUCCUCAAAUGCGACAUCUGGUGGCGAAAUGUACCGCGUGUCUGAAAUAUUCUUUCACCCAAACUAUAAGCCGAGCACAUUGGAAUUUAACUUUGCAGUGAUUCGUCUGCACAGAAAUAUAUCUAGCGAUACGAUAGAUGCAAACGUUGCAAAAAUUGAUUAUUCUACUGAAAGGAUUGUACCAACAGACACUGUUAUUACGUUUCUUGGCUGGGGUUCUGUAUUAGGUGUUGGUGGACUGGGUGGCCAAGUUUUGCUUCAAAAAUUGGAGUUGCCAGUUUACGAUCUAGCCGAUUGCCAAGAGAUUUAUGGAAGGGAUUUAGUCACCAGGACAAAUUUCUGCGCUGGGUACAUAACAAAGGCGAAAAAUGUUUGCAAUCACGACGCUGGUGGGCCCGCUAUUCUUAACGGACAACUGGUAGGUAUACUGUCCUUCUCCUCCAAACGGUGCGAUCUACCAGAUCAACCAGCUGUCUUCUCUGCCGUGGGAACAGUAGCCACGUGGUUGGAAAAUCUCGGCGAACACACCAUUAAGCUAACAAAUACUGAAAUAAAAUACCCGGACUGGACCAACAAACAGGAAUAA
This is a messenger RNA of Leptosia nina, 897 nucleotides long. The record is from the annotation of a GenBank genome assembly. Lineage: Eukaryota; Metazoa; Arthropoda; Insecta; Lepidoptera; Pieridae.